AAUUUCUAUAUCCCACUACAAAACAGUAUACAAAUAUUCGUGAAUUAAUAAAGGAGAAACAAAAGCAAGAACUAUGUACAUCUUCGUGUAUUUUGCCGCACUCUUCGUGGUCUCUUGUAAUGCUGUCUUUCCUGUGUUGGAUUCGGCUAACAUUAAGGUCGACCCUGUUUGCAAGCGGCGCAACCAGUACGUUAGCAUUGACGGGAACUGUGACUCAUACAUCGAGUGCAGAGAUUACCACGCUAUUGACAGAGAAUGCCCAGAUGGCCUUCACUACAACGUUGACGCAAAAUGGCCUCAAUAUCCCUGCGGCUACCCCUCUGAUGUUCCUUGCAGAGGAAGGGGUAUUCAAAAGGCUCCUGAGCCAACUGCGGACUGUCCUCACCAGUUCGGCUUCUUCCCAUCUCCUCUGGCUCAAGCAAACGACUGUGGCCAUUACCGUAUGUGUGUAGGCGGUCGGGCCUUCGAAAUGUACUGUCCCACUGGACUAUCAUUCAGCCCUGACACUGGCCGCUGCGACUGGCCUGAGAACGUUCCAUCUUGCAAAAUAUCCUCUUUCCUCGGUUACGAAUGCCCGCCAGCAACAUACGACGAAGAAGGCUAUCCAAUCAUCACUAACCACAAAUACGGCAACAACUGCUACGCAUUCUACAUGUGCGAGUCUGGGAAGGCUCGUUUACUCUCUUGUGAUCCCGGGUUCGCCUUUGAUGAAGUCAGCGGUCACUGUGUGGAUGAGGACCUCGUUCCUUGUCAUCUUAAAGUAGAAGAAGCAAUUCCUCUUUAAUAAAACUCCUGCCUGUUAUUGUCUAUAUUUGUUAAGAUUAAUUAUAAUCUAUAAGGACGGACGUAACAUUUUGAAUUAAUAAAUGAAUU
This is a messenger RNA of Danaus plexippus (monarch butterfly), 873 nucleotides long. RefSeq names its product protein obstructor-E-like. The record is from RefSeq and is a predicted model, not a curated record. NCBI's taxonomy places the organism in Eukaryota, Metazoa, Arthropoda, Insecta, Lepidoptera, Nymphalidae. Bases 74 to 784 code for a protein of 236 amino acids. Gene Ontology annotation, molecular function: chitin binding. The transcript is spliced from 6 exons. Gene Ontology annotation, cellular component: extracellular region.